Messenger RNA from Pocillopora meandrina, 456 nucleotides. Lineage: Eukaryota; Metazoa; Cnidaria; Anthozoa; Scleractinia; Pocilloporidae. The record is from the annotation of a GenBank genome assembly.
AUGGUUGAUCACAUCACCAAGACUUGCUCUGCAGCGUUUUACUAUCUUUGUAACAUUAGAAGAAUUAGAAAAUAUUUAACAAAAGAAUGCACGGAGACACUUAUUCAUGCCUUUAUAUCUAGUCGCUUGGACUAUUGUAACAGCCUCCUAUUUAGAGUUCCUGAGUGCCAUCUUCACAAAUUACAGAGAGUCCAGAAUGCAGCUGCACGCCUUAUAAUCCAGGAGAGCAGAUUUUGUCAUAUCACACCUCUGCUCAAAUCAUUACACUGGCUGCCUGUAAAAUAUCGCAUAGUUUUUAAAAUUAUCUUAAUUACUUUUAAAGCAAUACAUGGUCUUGCUCCGGCCUACAUAAGUGAGCUGAUUUCUGUUAGAGACACCGGAAGAUAUGAUUUCCGUUCCAAUAACGGCUUACUCCUUGCUCCUUGCAGGGGUAAAACACUCACUACGCUCGGCGAU